Molecule: messenger RNA, 810 nt
Organism: Nerophis ophidion (straightnose pipefish)
Lineage: Eukaryota; Metazoa; Chordata; Actinopteri; Syngnathiformes; Syngnathidae
Exons: 4
Coding region: 1-702 (233 amino acids)
Source: RefSeq, a predicted model, not a curated record
AUGUUGCUGUACUCCCAAGAGGUGAAUGGAGACUGCACGUCCAACGAGGAAGAUCUCAUUAUUGUGUUCUUCAUGGAACUUAAUAACCGCAUCUUCCAGAUCCUGUCCGAGGUGGCGGGGAGCGCUGAACCCAUCCUGACAGCGGAGCAUGUGAGGGCCAUGGGGCUGGACCCUCAGGGCGAUCGCUGCUGGAGGUGGGAGCAUGGAGAGGAUAAAGCCGGUCGACGCCCGGCCAAAAAGCGCGGCGGAUAUGAGCCUGCAGACGGGACGUGUCGGGGUCAUGACACGGGGCGAGGAGGCGCAUACGCUAAGACGAUACAAGAGUCUUAUCAAGGCUGCCCGUAUCAGCUUUUACACAGCAGGCCUGGCUGGGAGGCCUUCACCUCCCUCACCACCUUUCCCCCAGAGGCUUUCUGCUCGGCACUUGCAGGCUACUGUUGGUGGAUACGGUAUCUACAGAUGGCAGGCCUGGGAAAACUGGCGACCCGUCGUCAUCUCCUGGUUUCGAGAUGUGUGUCUCAUCUCCCUGGAUCCCCUCUGGACUCUGCUGCCUUCGUGGAUCUCGACCUCACGCCUGCCUUUGGACCACGACGCCUCGCUCCAGCCCCUGACCUCCUGCCUGUCCCUGGAUCUCCGAGCCUGCCUUGCUCUUUCUGGACUUCCGCACCAAUCUCAACACGCACCUUCGACACCACCUGCUAACACUCCUCAUAUACUUACCACACAUCGUCACAUUUGGGUUAAUCACACACUUCAUAUAUAUUUACAUAUUUCAAUAAACACGCUGCAAGCUAACAACGUCCCUACCUC